AAAAAGAACGGACCACACAACGGACAAACUUGUCGCUGCCGAGAAGCAGCCAUGGCGAACGCGAGAGUACGCAGCGGCCCCGCUCCGACGGGUUUCUAACGUAAUGUUGCGUGUGACAUAGCUACAUCGUGCCCAUUUCUGUCUCCGCGACACAGCGAAGGUUUGAGAGAAGCUCAGGGCGAGUGAAUGAAUUUUGCUAGGAUAUGUCGUGAUCGCCCGCGCUGUUGAUGGAUGUGCGCGGAGACCGUAUGCAUUCAUCGGUCCGCUGGGUACAGGACCGACCAAUAUGUCUUGGAAAGCCGACUUGGAUGGCGACGACGAGGACUUGCAGAGCGACGUCGCUUUUUUCGACCCUGAAGCUGCCUCCACGUCUCAGCCGUGUUACAUCCAGGGCGACGGCGUCGAGCCCCCCUGCAGCGCAGCAGCGGUCGAUCUUGGGAGCCUAGGUCAGAACAUUCGCGAUGCCGUUUCUUUCACUGCGCAGGGCGCGCUUUCGUCUAGCAGCAGUUCCAUUGGUGGCAACUCAGGCCUGUUGCCAUUUGAGUCGUCGUACCGGCUACCGAGCUCGAGUUUCUUUGCUAGAAGAAUAAGCCCCCCCGUGGCGCCGCAGAACGUUUCCCUGACCGACCGCGACAUGAAAGAGCCGUCGCCUCCACUGCUCCGAAACAGUUGCAUGGAGCAGGACGAUGAAAAUGAGGACGUGGAUGGUCAGGACGCAGCCAGCAGCCCACGUUCGAGCGUCACGGACUCGGAGGGACUGUCGUCAUUCAGCGAGGGCUCGAUGGAGGACCUGUCGGAGUCGGAGUCCAUCACGGACGUGACGCCACUUCAUUCGCCUUACAUGUGUGACAGCCCCGUGCCCGUAAUGAAACUACCUGUCAGCAAACUGACGAUGUCUGAAGCAGGCAUAAACGGCGUUACCCGUUCCGGCGACAGCAGCAGCGGCAGCGAUUCUGAUAGAAGUUCCUUCAGUGGCGCCAGGCGCAAACGCUCGUCCGCCGUGCCAUUGCCUGGCAAGGUGCGCCUGGGAAGCAAGCACCAACAGCGAGAACCCGUUGACCUGCAGCUUCUCGUGGACGCCAUCAGGCGCCUCGAGGCGCAUCAAUGCGAGCAGGGCCAGGCCAACCGGGCACGCAAGGAACCCCGGGCCAAGGGGCGCAAGAAUAUGUCAUUCUCGAAUGAAGAAGUCCAGCGUAUCGACCGCGAAAACCAGCGACUCUUGAAGCGGAUCUUGGCACAGCAGAACCGACCGAGGCCAAAAUUUGACUCAAGGACGCCGUCCCGCCUGGCGCCUUCGGCCAUCAACCGGCAGCGACAGCAGCGGCAGAUUGAAGUGGAAAACCUCGCACUUCUCAAGAGAAUUGAGUCUGCCAAGCCAUCUCGAGAAGUGGCACCUUCGCAGGACCUCAGCCAUGUGCAGAGAGCACGAUCCCACUCCCUCUCUCUGACGCGACAUACUCUGCAGACUCCUCCGGUAAUGGCGACAGCAGCAACACCACCGCUGGCAGGGGUCAAGCAUUUCCCACCACGCCAGAAGCAUCACUCCCACUGAGCUUGGCUGUCCUUUCGCCUUUGCAAUGAAACAGUGUUGUGAAGAAUGCAGCCCACCAAAGUUCCUCUUAUGGCAUUGCAGUGGACUUAUCCUUACAUUAGCUGUCUGUGUAGCCACACCCAGUCGCACACAUUUGUGCUGAGAGUGCACACCCAGCACUCUCAGCUAGUGGCAUGGUGAUAAAGGGUUUAAGAAGGCACUGUCUGGUUUUGUUCUUGCCAUCUUGUGCUGGGUAUCCUGUGUCUUAAGCCAAACUUUAUGCUUUGGCUAUUUAUUUGCCAUGUUAAUUGAUUGUAUUGUUUCUACUACAAUUAACAUAUUCAUACAAAUUUCCCAAUAGUCGUCUAGGCAUAUACAACAGAACUGCAUUUCGCCACUGUUGUGGACACUUGGUUGUCAGCUGUGGAUGCUUUUGGUUUUUGUACCUCAUCUGCCAUCCCAAGUUGUGGGUGCAUGGCACUCACUGAAAUAGUUUCAGCCAAGUGGCAAUCAUGGUCAGUGAAAAAAGUAGCACUUGCAGUCUGAGCAAUGCUUGAUAUUUCACAUACUUUUAUGCAAUCGCAGCAAUGCAGAAGUUUAUGGUGCCGGUGAAUACUGCACUUUGAUCAAGCUUGCUAUUGUACUUGGUCAAGAAUGUUGCCUGAAAAAUGUAUUGUACAGUAUGCUUCAUUUCUUUAAUGGAGCAUGAAUAAUUGAUUCGACGUUUGCAAUGCUCACAUGUGGCAUUCAUUCCCUUCAGCUGUGCUAGUGAAAUAAGCCUUUGUAGCUGACAAAGCAUGUCUGCUGCGCAACACAACAGCUAAUCCACAGUUUGUAUGACUGAAAUUUUGUAUGCCUAAAUCCUUAAAUAUCAAUUGUUUUUCUAUGUGUCCAUGAUGCACCAAUGUGCAAGUUUUACAAGGUUCAUUUAUUACCCCCUAAGGUGUCACUGUGUAUGGUCUGAGAGCUUUAAUGAAACGGUGCAAAAGCUUUAUUGUGGAACAGCACUGGCUAUUGAAAUACGUAGUGUGGGAAAAUACCUACAUGUUACACUAUGAUGCUGGCAUUGUGUUACUAAUUAUGUUUACAACACAGGCGUCCCAAACAGACCUUUUUGCUCACAAUGCCGGAAACGGUCCCCAUUUCACUGAAACAAUAUGGCGUAGAUAAAAAGUAACAGGAUACAUUGACGCAGUGCCACUCAGUCUUACAAUGGAAGGCAUGUACAAUACUUCUUGUGUCAGGAAUGCUGUUACACAGGCAGUGGCACAUGCUAUAUUGACAUUGCAAUGUGCAUGAAAUUUUCAGCCUGCCAUGGCCAGCAUUUGUAAAUAAUUUUGUCAGAAGUUUUAGCUGUGCCUGUGCAUGAGGCAGCUUCUUGGCAACUGCUCAAUGGUCUUGCAACCUUGUGGAGAGACGUGUACAUAGGCAUUUUCUUUCUUUCUUUUUUAGCAACGUACAUACUAGAGCUUGGUGCAUGGCAUUGUGAGGCACACUUUAUUUUUGUACAUAAAUCUACUUUAUGCUCGCGUACAGUUGCAUCCAAAGGCUCAGUGUAGUUAGUUUUACAUUGCGCUUGUGAGCUACAUAAAAGUAGGCUCUUAAAUUAUGUUAAGGGACACUGUGGCAGCUCCUUGACCAUUAUGAAGAAGCAGUUGUCUUAUAUUUCUGCAGCUGGAUGAUGCAUAAGACAGAUAAAGUUGUAUAGAAAUGCUGAAAUUUAAGCAGAAAACGCUAUGUCAACACCAAACCUGAAUUGAGCAUUUUGGAGAGCCAAUUAUGACAUCAGUUAGUGUGUUGAGUUACAACAAAUUCCAAAUGUUCUUGUGUGACGCAGCUCUUGUUGGUGCAUAAAAAGAGGUUGCUUUGUGAAGGUCAUGUUAUUGCUGAAAUCUCUAUGGUGGCAAAAAAAGCUGAAUGCAGUCUGCGAUUGUAAUAAGCAUUCUGUACCUCUUGUUUAGAAGCAGCUUUACAGGAUGCUGGGGAACUGCUGCUCCAAUGCUGGCACUAUAUGGCUGGCAAGCACGAGGCAGGAAUUCACUUUCAAAGGAAAAGAUUGCGGGCGCACGGCAUACCUUGAAAUGAGUUGGCGAAAAAACUAUGUGGUCGUACUAUUUGGCCAAAGUAUCCACGAGAACAUACAUCACAGGUUUUGUUCAGACAUACAAGCCUCAAAAGAUCACUGGAGUCUGCACACACCUUGCUGCUAAGUAUCUUGACAUUGAUUUGGAACUGAUGGCAAAGCUAGUGUGCCAUCAGCCUGCUAGUGUGCAGGCUGAUGUGCCUGUUAAUACGAGCAGCUUUAGGAAUGGCACAGUAUGCCAGGUGUCAUGGUAGCAUAUGUACGUUUCUCUGUUUCUGACAUAAAUGAAUCGGUUUUAGUUUCACUGACAAGCUAUCACUGAUAAGAGGAGUCUUCAGCGCCAACUACAUUUUUAUGCACCAGCUUAGACUGAGCAAAUGUUAGAUGCCCUGUCCACAUAACUCAAGCAACAUUCCUAACUCAUUUUCAUUGAACGCUAGUGGUAUGCAAAUAUUCAAAAUUUCAAAUGCAGGUCUAAUUGUCUUUGCUAUUCAAUUUGUAUUCGAUUCAACAAUUUACUAUUAGAUAUUGCCGAAUAUUUAUUGAUGUUAAAGUUAAAAGAAUAACAAUGCUGAUUGCAGCUUAAAGGGAGAGAAAUCGAUAAAAGAGGACUGUUCUGAAUAAUUUGCUGGAGGAGAAACACAGUUGUUGUGCAGAGUUCAUGAGCAAAAGCACGCAGCAGAUUAGCUUCUGCCUAAUCAUUUCCCAUCAUUGACUUUCGGUCAGCCGAGUACGAAUUUGUAGACAACGAAAAUUAUGAUUGGCCGAUUUCACCAUGUUCGAAUUCCUCUAAAACAAUGUGCAGAGCUCUGGUAUUCUCUGUUUUAUCACAAUACUCCAUGCACAUCUGGUAACGUGCUGUUCCCGUUUCACUGUUGUCAUAGUCGUGAUGCACUAUGCAAGUGAAAGCAGUCGUUUCUCAUCUAGAAGCUGCUCAAUUGACUGAAUAUCCAAUUACAAAGUAUUACAGGAAUAUGUAACAAAUAAUGGAGUUAAGCCUCUUUAUAUACCAGAUGCACUUCUCACAAAAGUUGCAUUUCAUUUUCUUUCUUCUUUAAGAUUUGAUAUUCUGAGGUCCCUCGGAAGUGCAGAUGUAAACCAAUGCGAGCACAAGCUUGCAUGCAUUUGGGCUAGAGAUUUCCAAGGGGAGUUCAAACAUAGUAUCCAACUGCCUAUUUGAGCAGUCUUGGUAGAUAUAAGACAUGCAAAACUUUAUGGCAAUUUAGGUAGUGUUUUUUGUGCCAAUGAAAUGCUAUAUAUGUCCAAAGCCACAGGGCACAAGGCCCAGGCUAACCACAUUUAUUAUUGAUACAGUUGACUUCCAUUAAUGCAUCUAGGACAUGCAAAAUAAGUUUGGAUUGAUAGAAUGUAAAAUUGGCAGUGAAAUGAAAUUCUAUUCGCUUGCAGUACCUUACAGUGGCGACCAGCCCUUGCAUUUUGAAGUCAGCAUUGUACAGGAAGCUUGAAUUGCCAGUAUGGGCAACACAUUACCCACCUUGUCACUGUACUAAGGAUUUUUGGUCCAUCUUUGAUGUCACUUCUGAGCCCAGCUCAGACUGCUAAGUCAUACGCUGUUGGUGGCUGGGAAGAGGUUGCAGUAUACAAUUGUGUUGAAAAAAAAAAAAGGUCUGUUGACAAAUCAGUAUGUACAUUUGCAUUUGUUGGCUUCAUUUCCUCUACACCUCUGCAUCUAAAAGCACCAUUUUCAUCCUCCUGCUCCUCAAUUCUCUCGUACUCUAUGGAUGCAACUUGUUCCACUCAUUUUUGGUGCACCUGGCAGGUGGUGUCUGUGCUGCAGCCCCACUACUUGAUUAUAGAAUGUCCAUGUUGACACAUUAGCAUGACUUGCAGAGCUUGUAUCCUACUCAUAAGGAACUAUUUUAUUAGAUUCACAGUGACAUGUCUUUUCCUACAUGGAAAAGUAAAAGCUUGAAUUGAGACUUUCAGACGCAUUCAACUGACAGAUUAACCAAUGUCAAACUAUUGUACUAAUGUUUGGCACUAUACAAAUAUUGAGAAUUUUAAGAAUGGCAGACAGGAGCAUCGUUACUUAAAUAGCACAGCCAAAAAUUAUUUCAUAAUUGUGAUAAGUCAUGCAUUGCAUGACGUUGACCCAUAGAGAAAAAAAAAAUGAAGCCUCAACAAUCCCAGAAGCACUGCAGAAACCAUGGCAGAAGUUGCAUGUCAUUUUAGGCUUUGUUGUCCUCACUUACAGCCGAAACAGCAAUGGUUGUGCUCUGUGGGUGACAUAGCUAUGGUUGGCGUGGAGGCAGAGAGGUCAGUUUUGAGAUUGGAAGCGGGUAGAGAGGAGGACGAGGGGAGUCCUCGUAAAGUUUCGAGAAGCAAUGUUGGGGCCUCUCCAAACAUUUAAAGUGAAGCUUUCUUGGCAAACCCUCCUAGACAUUCCCCGAAGGUGGCUGCUGGCUUACCAAAUAGGUCGCACGCAGAACCGCACUGCUACCUUUACUACCCUCGUAGGUGACCAUGCUGAUAUUUUCUACAGAAUUACUUAAUAAAACAAUGAUGCCCAAAUCCUCAUUGCAACAAAUAUAAGUCACUGAAACAAUUUCUUUAAUAAAGCAAACCUUUCUAUGUCUACUUUCCUAACCACUGGGCAACAGUUUCGUUUAUACUUCUAUCGUGCCAACACCAACUACCUCUUUGUGAUGAUUGCAGUGUGUCGAUUCUCGUACUAUGGUACAUACCCAUGACGAUGGAUUGAACAAGCAGGCAGUACAUUUAAAAUAAGAAAUGAAAAAAAUACAAGGCAAUCCAAGAGUUGUUGCAUUGCAUAGCACGAGUGCACAACGUGCCAGUUCCCAUAAUUUAUGCCAAGGAUGCAGGAAUGAAAUGGGCAAAUUUAUAGUACUCAAGUAACCACUUUACGAAAGCUUCGUUGCACAUAUUCCAACAUGUGCAUUGCAUCUGUAUUACUUUUUCUUACUGCUAUGUGGCCACUGCGUUUUUUUUCUUUUUCAAGUGAAGCUUGUAUUGGCACACAUGUGGUGUUGUCGUGGUCAUGAAAAAAAAAACCAGUUGCACCCAGAGCAGAGCAGGUGCGAGAAAUGGCGGUUUGAUGAGUUGACAGCUCCGUAGGUGCCAAAGUGUCAUUAGCAUGAAUUCCAGCUGCAUAUGUGCACGCUCACAGUAAACGCACAACCAAUCGGAGCCAUUUCACUUUCAUUUGGGAAGGAAAGGGUUUCGCAUGUGCUGCCGCCGGUUUCAUUUACGUUCAGUUCAGUCUCGGAAAAUGGAUGGGACAGUCACGCGCUGUGUGUUCCCCCAAGGAACAGGCAGCCUUCAACGAGUGGCAGCGCGAACUUGCCCUUGAAAAGGCGUGCCGAUCCAGCUGUUAGGAGCCGCCCAAGCAAGCCAGGCAAUCUGACAGCAACGAGAAGAUCCUGAGCUGAGGGAGCAGAAGGCCGAAGCAAUCCGGCAUCAUUACCUGCGGAUUACUUAACCGUGACAAAGGUCAGGUGCACGCAGGACAAGCUUCACUUAUCCCACUUUCCAAUAGGGGAAGGGUUGGUCAUUUAUCAAUUUUUAUAAUAGAUAAAUGACCUUUAGCAUUUAGUCUGGAGCACUUGGAAAAAAUAUUAGUGCUAAAAACAUUUUGGUGUAUCAGACUGACAUCGAAAAUGUAUCACCUUUUCUCAAGUAAAACUGGCUAUAUUUUUUUAUGUCCACUGCAGAAUGAACGCCUCUCUCAGUGACCUCCAAUUACCCGUCGUGCACUAGCUAAUUGCAACUUGCACCUGUGAAUUUCCCAAUUUCAUCACCCCACCCAAUUUUCUGCCAUCCUAGACUGUGCUUCCCUUCCCUUGGCAUCCAUUUGCAACUCGCUGUUUAUCUGCCCUACGCAUCUUCAUGUCAACUAGAAUAUCGGCUAUUCCCAUUCGCUCACCAAUAUACACCGCUCUCUUACCUGUUGCAGGAGUACGUUUAUUUAAGUCAAUUACUCACAGGGAUUCUGAUCAUGAGAAGGACAUUUACAGAAUAAUAAAAAUGGGUUGAAGCACAUAUGGCAGGCAUUACCAAAUCCAUACUGGGAGCUUGCCACUAUCAUAGAAAGUAAAUGUACAAUCAUUGCAUUCUACCAGUGCUAACAUAUGGGGAAGAAACUUUAAGACUAACGAAGAAGCUCGAAAACAAGUUAAGGACAUGCAAAGAGCAAUGAAACCAAAAAUACUAGGCAUAACAACCACAGUACUAUACUACUACAGGAACUCUGCCUCGAAAGAACAAUACUACUGCCCGAACUAGUCAAGCUGUGUGUUGCAACCUUAGUCAAGUUACGCUGCCAUGCUUGUAGAGCGUGUACAUAGUGCAUUGAAAUGUGCAAUGGGUUGCGUUUCUGGGUAUUGUGCUUGACAAAGACUGCCAGUUCAAUCUCUCCCAUUGUUCAUGCACAAUGUCUGGGCAGAGCACUUGCAUAUCAAAAAUUUUGGUGUGUAACUUAUGGAUGAAGGCCUGCAAAAAUUGUAGCUAAACCUGCAAGAGCUUCAUGCUAAUUGUUUAAAUCAAAUUUUAUGCAAGGCAUACCAGAUGCUGCUAUUCUUUGAGAAAAAUAUCUGUGUGGGGAGGCAUUAUGUCACAGCAUAGCAUUUUUGGUCUCUUGGGCUUGGACUCUCAGGCAAAACAAUAGCAUACACAAACUAUGCGUGAUCCCUAGAACGCUUGUGCCUUUGCAGGAAUUUGUAAGAAGCAUUUAUGUAAUCUUGGCCAGAAAUGUUUUUCACUAAGUGUUACCUAACAAGUACAGCUUGUCAUUGAACUAUGUUCAACAUAAAUGGCCACAUUUGUUAAUCUGUACAAUACUGUGUAUGCAAAGACUCACGCCAUGCAAGCCCAGUAAAGCUGCAGUGCCGGCAUAUUGUGUAGGCAAGCACAUGGCUUGCGGGUUCCACAUGUGCAGUUGAUUCACAAUUGGAGUGUUGGAAAAAUGGUCUCAUGGUAAAGGACAUGUUUGCUAUUUGCCGUUUGUUCAAAGUGUUGAAUAAAAAGUGCUUCGAACUUGGC
Dermacentor andersoni is the source of this 8633-nucleotide messenger RNA. RefSeq lists its product as uncharacterized. Lineage: Eukaryota; Metazoa; Arthropoda; Arachnida; Ixodida; Ixodidae. Gene Ontology annotation, biological process: spermatogenesis. The record is from RefSeq and is a predicted model, not a curated record.